This is a messenger RNA of Diaporthe citri, 2688 nucleotides long. RefSeq lists its product as uncharacterized. Gene Ontology annotation, biological process: carbohydrate metabolic process. The transcript has a single exon. NCBI's taxonomy places the organism in Eukaryota, Fungi, Ascomycota, Sordariomycetes, Diaporthales, Diaporthaceae. Bases 1 to 2688 code for a protein of 895 amino acids. The record is from RefSeq and is a predicted model, not a curated record. Gene Ontology annotation, molecular function: hydrolase activity, hydrolyzing O-glycosyl compounds.
AUGGCGCCCACAGUACGGUGGCUUGUUGCUGCCGUCUUUCUCGUGCUUCAACUUCAUGUCCGUGCCUCCAUUGCACGUGUGAUACAUGCACGGAAUGAGACCAGUGCAGGACGAGAGCGCAUAAGCCUGAACUCAGAAUGGCGUUUCCAACGCAACGAGACAAAUCCGGACGGACUUACUUACGACAUCCGCCCAGACCAAGCAGACUUAACUCUGGAGGUCCUCAAGCCAUGGAUUCUUCCGUCCGCCAAUGACUACAUCGUCAACUCUAGCGACAAACACCAGCUUCCUGAUACGGACCCCCCAGGGAACGAUGUUGCCUUCCUCCAAAAAGACUUCGAUGACGGUGCAUGGGAGAGUGUAACGCUGCCCCACGACUGGGCCAUCGCAGGGCCGUUCUAUACGGAUGAGGAUGAUCCAGUCGUAAGUGGAGGUAUGGGCCGUCUGCCGAUACAAGGAGUUGGAUGGUACCGACGGAACAUUUCCUGGACGGAAUCCGAAGCCGCUGUCGGUAGGCAGGCAUACCUCGAUGUCGACGGAGCAAUGUCGUAUGCGAUUGUAUGGCUCAACGGAAAACUGGUUGGAGGGUGGCCAUACCCGUACAACUCGUUCCGUCUGGACCUGACGCCAUACCUUGAGCCGGGAGAUGGAAACCUGCUGGCAAUUCGCCUGGACAACCCCAAUGAGUCGGCUCGUUGGUAUCCAGGUGCCGGAAUCUACAGAAAUGUCUGGUUAACGAAGACCUCUUCGGUACAUGUCGGUUACGAUGGGACAUACGUGACCACGAGCGACGUAUCUUCAGACUCAGCGGUUGUUGAGCUCAGCGUACAGGUCUCGAAUAAAGGGUCAACGGCCAACGGGGUCGAAGUUGUAACGGCUGUGCACACUUUCGAUCCGCAAACUGGCAAGUUAGGAGAUCAGAUUGCUGAGUCCUCACGCUCGCCCGUCGCUGUCGAGGCAAAGGCCAGCCACUCGACCAACUUUUCAAUCACGAUACCAAACCCCAAGUUAUGGAGCCCGGAAGAGCCGAGUCUUUACGCUGCCAUCACGAGCAUCUACUCCAACGGGACCGAAGUUGACACUUACGAGACUCGAUUCGGAAUCCGUACCAUUACCUAUGACCCUAAACAGGGGCUCUUCGUCAAUGGGGAGCAUAUCAAGAUCCAAGGAGUAAACCAGCAUCACGACCUUGGCGCCUUAGGUGCUGCAUUCAAUGUCAGGGCAGCCGAGAGGCAGCUCGAGAUUAUGCAAGAAAUGGGAGUGAAUGCAAUCCGGUUCUCCCACAACCCGCCAGCGCCGGAGCUCCUCGACCUGACAGACCGUAUGGGCUUCCUUGUAAUGGAUGAGAUUUUCGACUCUUGGCAGCGCAAAAAGACCGACAAUGACUUCCACCUGAUCUUCGAUGACUGGCAUGAGGCAGAUUUACGGGCCAUGGCUCGCCGUGACCGCAAUCACCCGUCUAUAUUCGUUUGGAGCUACGGAAAUGAGGUUGGUGAGCAGUAUACUGAUGAGACCGGCGCCGCACUCUCGGCAAGUCUCCGCGAUAUCCUCCGCGAGGAGGACCCGACUCGUUUGUCCUCGGCCAGCCAGAAUUAUGCGACCCCCGAUCUUCCCUGGAGCGAGGCGGUCGACUUGUUCUACCUGAACUACCAGGGCGCCGGCAUCAGAAACACAGAAGCCUACGGAAACAUGACUGGCAUUCAUACGGAGCCUUUGUACCCAGUGUAUCAUUCCAAAUUCCCAGAUAAGAUGAUUCUCAGCUCCGAGACCGCCUCGACUCUUAGCACAAGGGGCACAUACAUUUUUCCUGUCACAGGCUAUAAUUCCGCUCCGAUCAACGACUCAUCCGGCGGCGACUCGGUUGGGCGGAGGGUCAGUGACUACGGCCUGUACACAGCAAACUUCGGCUCCUCCCCGGACAAGGUGUUUGCAGCUCAAGACGCCAACCCCUUCGUCGCAGGAGAGUUCGUAUGGACAGGAUUCGACUACAUCGGCGAGCCAACGCCGUACUACACCACACGGAGCUCCUACAGCGGUAUCGUAGAUCUGGCCGGAUUCAAAAAGGACCGCUUCUAUCAGUACCAGACAAGGUGGAGGCCGGACCUGAGAAUUGCGCACAUUUUGCCUCACUGGUCGUGGCCGGAGAGAGUUGGCCUUGUAACGCCAGUGCACGUCUUCUCGGAGGCAGACAGUGCCGAACUGUUCCUCAAUGGCGAAUCACUGGGUAAGAAGGCGCGAGAUGAGGGAGAGUAUCGCUUCCGCUGGGACGAGGUUGUAUACCAGCCAGGCGAGGUGAGCGUCGUGACGUACAGAGGCGACGAGGCCUGGGCAAAUGCUACUGUUAGCACGGCAGGGGAUGCGGCCGGGUUACAACUGAGCGCUGAUCGGACCGCGAUCCAAGCCGAUGGGCUUGACCUGUCCUUCAUCACGGCUACCGUUGUGGAUGAGAGUGGCAAUGUUGUCCCAUUUGCCAACAAUGCAAUAAGCUUCAACGUCGAAGGGCCGGGUGAGAUCGUUGCGACGGACAAUGGAGAUCCGGCGGAUUUUACUGCCUUCCCAUCACUCGAGCGCAAGGCGUAUAGCGGCCUUGCUCUGGCCAUUGUACGCUCCACUGGCCCAGGCGCGAUCACAAUCACGGCUGUCGGCGAGGGAUUGGACAGUGGGGAGGUAGCGCUCGAGGCUGAGUAG